UAAAGUUCUAAAGGUAGUUUAUUUUGGGAACUGACCAUAAAUGUGAUUGUGAAAGUAGUUGAGGUGUUACAGAAAAGUUGACAGAGGUUCAUUUCGAGAGGAGGAACACUGAAUGCUCGUUUUUUAAAAAUGGAAUAUAGACUAUGACCGUUUCAGGCCGUGACGGACACUUGUUGUGCGCAGCGGUAAUGAACAGUUGUCCAUACCCAGAAGUCGAGCCUUGGAACGUUACGUUUCCAAAGCCCAAACCAGAACAGCUCCCCGAGCAUAAACCAUCUUCUGGCAGGACAUUUAAUGUAUUGCAGCUCAGCGACUGGCACGUGGACCCUGAAUACGAGCCUGGUUCCGAAGCAUUCUGUGACAAACCCAUCUGCUGUCGCCCUGCGUACACAGACUAUACUAACAUCACACAACCGGCAUCUCUGUGGGGUGAAUACAGCUGCGAUACACCUAUCAGUAUGCUUGAAUCCAUGUUGGAGUUUAUUCCUACCGUAGCUCCCAAUAUCGCCUUUGGCAUUCUGACGGGCGAUGUUCCACCCCACGAAGUCUGGUCCACAUUGCCAACCACCAAGACCCAGCUAAUCCAGGACCAUUCCUACAGCUUGCUGCAUCAGCACUUUGACUCACCUGAAUUGGUAAAUACGAUGCUCUAUCCCGCAGUGGGCAAUCAUGAGGCAGCCCCAACGAACAUGUUUCCUGUUAAGACAUCAAAGAUCCCAAUUGAGAACGAGCGGCAGUAUUUGCGACUGCAUUGGCUGUAUCACAGUUUGGCACAAAGCUGGCGAGGAUGGUUGUCGCAUCACACGAUAUCGCAUAUCGAACAAGAUAGUGCCAGCUAUGUCGCACGGCCUGUGGCUGGUCUUAAGUUAAUCAGCCUGAACACGAAUUUCUGCUAUACCAUGAACUGGUGGCUCUAUGAACAUCCUAUGGAGAAGGAUCCAAACGGUAUCUUGGAAUGGUUGAUUGAACAGCUGCAAGAGUCUGAGGACAAGGGCGAGCGUGCGUGGAUCAUUGGCCAUAUUGCUCCUGGAGAUAUCACUUGCUUCCAUGACUACUCGAAUUAUUUCCAGCAAAUCGUUGAGCGCUAUUCACCACAUGUGAUUACUGGUCAGUUUUACGGUCAUACCCACAAGGACGAAUAUCAAGUCUUUUACCGUAGGGGCGAGAAUCAAACAGCUGAAAACGCGAUAUCGAUGGCAUAUGUGGCACCGUCUAUCACGCCAUUUGACGAGAUCAACCCUGGUUUCCGAAUGUACCAAGUGGAUGCGGAAACGUUUGAAGUCGUUGACUCUAUUACAUACGUUGCCGAUUUGGAUCAAGCGCCUAACUGGCUCAAUGGACCUAAUUGGCACGUUGAAUACUCUGCAAGAGAAGCAUACAACUCAUCCACAGCGCCAUUGCACGACACAAGAACCCCACUAACUCCCGCGUGGUGGCACAAUGUAUCUGUUUCGAUGGAAGAAGAAUCUGGAGUAAUGUUUGACAAAUACUGGAAUCAUCGUGUCAAGUCUUCACCGUAUGUGCCUGAAUGCGACGAAGAGUGUCAAUAUACCAUAAUAUGUGGUAUCCGCGCUGGUAAUUCUGAGCACCGUUGUGAUUAUGAUCCGGAUGUGCUUUUCAACGGCGGCAAGGGAAGAAGGAAACCGGUGGAGGAGCAUGCGUGUGGCAUUAAUAUGAUGGGUGUCAAGACUCGUCGCAUCGAACAACAACAACAACAACAGAAUAAGUGAAUAGUAUAGGCUAUUUCCCCCCCCCCCAUCCCACCCUUCACCAUGUAAUAAUUUUAGAAAAUCAUAUUAAUUCUCUUUUUCGUG
Messenger RNA from Zychaea mexicana, 1814 nucleotides. RefSeq names its product Metallo-dependent phosphatase-like protein. The transcript has 4 exons. The record is from RefSeq and is a predicted model, not a curated record. Gene Ontology annotation, biological process: sphingomyelin catabolic process. Bases 144 to 1730 code for a protein of 528 amino acids. Lineage: Eukaryota; Fungi; Mucoromycota; Mucoromycetes; Mucorales; Lichtheimiaceae. Gene Ontology annotation, molecular function: sphingomyelin phosphodiesterase activity.